CCCCAGCGAGCGUAUCACGUUACUUGCAGCUAGUGAGCGUGCGCUGCUUCCGUUGCCCUGGAGUGGAAACAUGGCCGCGCGGUCCAUGUGGGCGGUCCGGUGGCGGGUGCAGCACCUUUUGGCCUCCGGUGCCGCGUCUGAAGGCAGGGGAAGUCCUCAUCCUUUCAGCACUGCCACCCAGAGCACUGCUGGGGAGGACUGCGGUUCUGAGGACCCUCCUGAUGAGCUGGGGCCCUCUCUUGCAGAAAGAGCCUUAAAGCUAAAAGCUGUGAGACUGGAAAAGGAAGUCCAGGAUUUAACAGUGAGAUACCAGAGAGCUGUAGCUGAUGGUGAAAACAUAAGAAGGCGAACCCAGAGAUGUGUAGAAGACGCCAAGAUAUUUGGAAUUCAGAGUUUCUGUAAGGACCUGGUGGAGGUGGCAGACAUUCUGGAGAAGACUACAGAGUGCAUUUCUGAAGAGACAGAGCUUGGAGACCAGAAGCUCACUCUGGAGAAGAUCUUCCGAGGCUUGUCACUUUUAGAAGCAAAGCUGAAAAACGUGUUUGCCAAACACGGCCUGGAGAAAAUGACCCCCAUUGGUGACAAAUAUGACCCUCAUGAGCACGAACUCAUCUGCCACGUGCCGGCUGGUGUGGGGGUGCAGCCCGGCACGGUGGCCUUGGUAAGGCAAGAUGGCUACAAGCUUCACGGCCGCACCAUUAGACUUGCCCGGGUGGAGGUGGCGGUGGAGUCCCAGAGAAGACUGUGAAUGGACGGUGAGGAGCUGGAUGUUCUUCAGAGCGUCGCCACCGUGUUCCUUUAUUUAUUAAUCUAGGUUUGUACUGUACAUGAGCUACUUCAUGUGGUCUGUUUUGGAUUUAGUCAUAUUGGCUUUAUUUCUAAGAUACUGUAUUGAUUUAUGGUGACCUCUUUGGUCUCAUCAGAAGUCUUGCCAUUGGGCAUUUGAACAAUGUGACAAGUGUUCCUGUGGCCUUUAUCAAAAUACGUUUAAGAAAAUUUAUUUUUAAAUUA
This is a messenger RNA of Artibeus jamaicensis (Jamaican fruit-eating bat), 1011 nucleotides long. RefSeq names its product GrpE like 2, mitochondrial (gene GRPEL2). Lineage: Eukaryota; Metazoa; Chordata; Mammalia; Chiroptera; Phyllostomidae. The record is from RefSeq and is a predicted model, not a curated record. Gene Ontology annotation, cellular component: PAM complex, Tim23 associated import motor. Gene Ontology annotation, molecular function: adenyl-nucleotide exchange factor activity; protein homodimerization activity; protein-folding chaperone binding. Bases 71 to 748 code for a protein of 225 amino acids. Gene Ontology annotation, biological process: protein import into mitochondrial matrix; protein folding. The transcript is spliced from 4 exons.